CUUUACUGCUUUUUGAUGGCUUUUGCUUAAAUUUUUAUUUUUAUUUCUAAGAGGGUUUUCUUAAAGUCUCCAUUACUUUUCUUCCUUGCUUCACCUGUGCAUUUUUUGUUUUAUUUCCGGAGAGGAGGAUAUGCGCUUGGAUCUCUCGCACCAUUUUGCUGAAGAAAUCGCGAGCAGAAAUUGAGCGGUCGAGCUAUGUCUGAGAUCAAGGAUCCGGCUAUCAAGCUCUUCGGGAAGAGGAUUCCGUUGAUGGAGAGUCAGAUUCCGGCGGAAUCUUGUGACAAGUCCGAUCCCGAAUGUCUGGUUGCACCAGAGGCUGAAGAAGAAGCGGGAGAGUGYAAAGAGACGACAAAAGUGGAAGAUGAAGAACUUUCUCCAAGAGAAUCAUGCAAACCUGAUAAGUCUUACAAUCUGAACAACAGUAAGGAAGAUGACCACCAAACUUCCAGUGAGGGCAACAAAGCAACAACAGUUCCAAAGCCUGAAGAAGACCAUGCUGAGAGUGAUGUCCCUAGCCAAGACAAGGUUCUCAAGAAGCCAGAUAAGGUCCUUCCAUGUCCUCGCUGCAACAGCUUAGACACAAAGUUCUGCUACUACAAUAAUUACAAUGUCAACCAACCUAGGCACUUCUGUAAAAACUGUCAGAGAUAUUGGACGGCUGGGGGAACAAUGAGAAAUGUUCCUGUAGGUGCUGGACGGAGAAAGAAUAAGCACUCAGCUUCACAGUACCGGCAAGCAAUGAUGUCUGCUGAUGGAAUACCAACCACUCGGGUUGACAAUCCUGAUUCCCCAACUCACCAAGUUCUUGCCUGUGGGGGCCUUUCCACCUCUUCAAAGCCUCUGAAAGGAAACGGGACUGUUUUGAAGUUUGGCCUUGAUGCUCCUGUCUGUGAAUCUAUGGCAACAGUGCUUAAUCUUGUAGACCAGAAGAGAAAAGCUGAUAUUGGUUCUGCAGCUUGUGAGGAAAAUGGAGUGGAGCCACCGAGUGUCUCUUCCAUGGCAGCUUCUUGCCAGGAAAAUGAAUUGCCUGAAAAUGUUCCCAAGAUGGAGCAAACCAAUAUUCUUGGAUCUGUUAAUGGGUUUACUUCUCCACAUCCUCUGCCUUAUUACCCGGUUCCUCCUUGGACUUGUCCUUGGAACCCAAGUUGGAAUAACAUUGCUGUAAUGGCGGUGAAUCGGUGCUCUUCUGAGGUGUUUUAUGGACCGGAUAGCAGUAUUCCCAAUCCAGUUCAAUGGGGCUCCCCACCUAUGGUGGCAGCUCCUGCCUUUUGCACACCUCGCAUCCCCUUCCCAUUUGUACCUGCCUCCUACUGGGGUUGCGUACCCAGCUGGGCUGCAAGGCCAUGGAAUGUGCCAUGGCUUGGAUCUAAUGGUAGCCUUUCACCAUCAUCUUCCACUAGCAAUAGUGGAUGUUCAGGCAAUGGGUCUCCAACCUUAGGGAAGCAUUGUAGAGAUGCAAAUCCACAAGUGGAAGAGAAAUCAGAAAAGAGUCUCUGGGUUCCCAAAACACUGAGAAUUGAUGACCCAGAUGAGGCUGCAAAGAGUUCUAUUUGGGCUACUCUUGGUAUUAAAACUGAUCAAAAUGAAUCCAUAGCAAAAGGUGGUAUGUUCAAAGCAUUCCAACCCAAGACAGAAAGCAAUAUUCAUGACUCAGAUGCUACCCAAGUCUUACAAGCAAACCCUGCAGCUUUGUCUCGCUCUCAGACAUUCCAAGAGAGCACUUAAAAGUUUCUCUGCGUGAAAUUUUCCUUACACGUAUAUAUCAUGUAAUAUUGCUGCCCUUUUUUCGUAUAGAACAUAUAAGAUCAGUUCUUUGUUACUGUUGCUGAUUGCGGCAUUUUAUACUUGCAUUUGGUUUGGGUGAUGGGCUUUGGCAGAGGGUGGAUCUUGAGAAAGCUCAAGAAAAAGGACUUGUUUGAGCUUUGGACAAGGUUGCCUGUAGAAUCUACGAGGUUUGCAAUACUUCAACUUCUCGAGAAUUGAUGCUGUAAAUAGUAGAGGAUAGAUAUUGAGUUGUUUAUAGUGCUUGUCUGAUACUUUGUCCAAAUCAUAGUUUCCAGAUCACAGUCUAGUAGAUUCACCUCUGCUUUGAAUGAACAAAAAGAAGGGAGGUCACAGGUCACUUUUUUUUUGUCAGAUCGAGCUUGCACGUGUCUUCUGAGGAAUGUGGGAAUUUCUGAAACUAUGGUUUGAAUUUCUGAACCCUACUCCAUUUGAAAACCAAAUCCACAACUGACUAUUUAUGAGCUCUUGUUUGGGUUCUAGAGGACUUCUAUGAUCUGAAAUUUGUGUGUGCUUAGAGCCCCACAAUUUGAAUUGUUACUGAAUAUUCAGAUUUUGGCUCUGAAAUCUGUUUUGCCUGCUAAAUUGUUUGUGGAUUUUUUUA
Nelumbo nucifera (sacred lotus) is the source of this 2386-nucleotide messenger RNA. RefSeq names its product cyclic dof factor 1-like. The record is from RefSeq and is a predicted model, not a curated record. Lineage: Eukaryota; Viridiplantae; Streptophyta; Magnoliopsida; Proteales; Nelumbonaceae. Gene Ontology annotation, molecular function: DNA binding; DNA-binding transcription factor activity. Gene Ontology annotation, biological process: regulation of DNA-templated transcription.